AUGCGGAUCUUCGACGAAGUUCCUGGUUGGCAGGAACGCGCAGUAGAGGAGCUUGGUGAAACUCCGGAGCGGAGAGAGAAAUGUUUGCAGGAAUUCAAAGAGAUUGUGAUGGAAAUCAAAGACUUCAAACCCAGAACCGAUGACGAGUUCCUGUUGAGGUUCCUACGUGCCAAGAAGUUCGACCUGGACCGGGCUGUAAGUACGUACAAGCGUUACUUCAGGAUUCGUCUCGUGGACCCGGAACGCUUCAUGCCGAAAGGCAAAGGUCCGAAGGAUUAUGCGGAAGCGUUCAAACUCCAAGUGGGAACGCUUCUCGAGCGACUGAAUCCCCUGGACGGGACAACUACAGUGAUUUGGAGACUGGGAAAUUGGUGCCCGGAGACCGGUUUAGAUCUGAGAGACAUUUUCACGCCCACGGCGAUGGCGGGCGAAUUCUCCCUCGAAGAUCCCCAGGUGCAAGUGAAUGGUGUGCGCUUCAUCAUCGACUUGAAGAGUAUGCACUACUCUCACGUGAGAUAUCUGCCGUAUUCAGCGAUAAGGGCCCUGGUGAUGGCUCUGCAAGAUGGAUACCCGGUGAGAUUCAAGGGAAUCCACGUUCUGCACAACACAACUCUUUGGGCCGUGAUGUACAACUUCGCGCGGCCACUCCUCAAAGACAAGCAGAAACGGCGAUUCCAUCUGCAUGGGAACGAUCUGGCUUCUCUUCACAAAUUCAUACCCAGAGAAAUUCUCCCCGAAGAAUACGGCGGCUUAUCUGGCAAUUUCUCUCAUGAAUGGCUCGUCGAUAAUCUUUACAAGAAUCACGAUAAGAUUCUACAGAACAGUUACUAUGGAUAUAUCUAA
Galendromus occidentalis (western predatory mite) is the source of this 843-nucleotide messenger RNA. RefSeq names its product clavesin-2-like. Gene Ontology annotation, cellular component: membrane. Lineage: Eukaryota; Metazoa; Arthropoda; Arachnida; Mesostigmata; Phytoseiidae. The coding region runs from base 1 to 843 and encodes 280 amino acids. The transcript has 2 exons. Gene Ontology annotation, molecular function: phosphatidylinositol bisphosphate binding. The record is from RefSeq and is a predicted model, not a curated record.